CUUAACUGCCAGUACUGUUCAGUGCAGAUGUGCUUCUGUGAGUUUGCAUUGGUUUUGGUUCCAGGUUCCAUAAUCUUAUAAGAGAAACACUUUAUUGCUAUACUUACCUAUAAAUCAGAAGUAGUUUAGGAAUUUGCAACUAUGGAUCUAAAGGGACUGAACAGCCCUCUUUGGUUCAGUGAAUGAACCAAAACUGAGAAUUUGUAAACGGACUUACGGAUGAAGACAUGUACACACUGUAAUCCUGUUGAAUGAAGAACGCAGCUGUAUGAACAUGAAGACAAUGUGGAAUUAUGUAUGGUUCCUUCUUUGGCUAAAUGCAGCUUUCAGUUCUCAAAACAAGGUUAAGAAGCCUUACAUCCCUCCUGAAGGAACAGACUGCAAAUAUAAAGAAGAAUACAAACAUUCACGCACUCAGAAAUGCUGCAGCAUGUGUCCGCCAGGGCAUCAUCAGUUUGAAGCUUGCACUGAAGAUUCCGAUACUGUGUGUCAUCCCUGCAAAAAUAAUACCUAUACAGAAAUCUGGAACAGAGCCAACUGUUACAAAUGUAUACAAAAAUGCAGUGCAGAUUAUGGACUUGAAGAGACACAGCCUUGUAAUGCAACCCAUAAAAGGAAAUGUGCAUGUCAGAAAGAUUUCUAUUGUGUUAACAUUCAUCUUGAAGUGUGCAAAAUGUGCAGUCCCUAUACCUCCUGUGCUAAAGGGUAUGGGGUGAUAAAACAAGGCACUUCAAAUAGUGACACUGAAUGUGCUCCCUGCAAGCCAGGCACAUUUUCAGAUGUGGAAUCUCACACAGAGCUAUGCAAGGUUCAGACAAAUUGUGAGGCUUUGGGACUACGAGUAUUAAGAAUAGGAACAGAUGUCAGUGACACAGUUUGUGAUGGGAUUGCAAGUAAGCCACCAUUGAAUCCUACUUCUACUUUUACCUUAAAUACAAACAGCAAAAUCAUAGAGGCAGCCACCAAGGCAGACAACAACACCUUAAUCCCUGUCAUCCAAUGGACUUCUUCUCCUGUACUACUUACUUAUGUGAAUGGAAAUGACAUUCCUCUGGUUGCUGGAAUUCUUGGUGGAGCAUUUGUAAUAAUCAUUACAGCAUUUAUACUUUUCAUCGUCUACAAGCAGAACAAGAGCAACCAUUGUCCUGUCAAGCCUUCUGAAGAUAUCAUUGUCAAAAACAAGUCACCUGAGAAAUGGAAACACAAUUCUGUGGCAGUAAAUAAUGAACAAGAAGAGCGUUUACUUUUGGAUUCUCCUCAGUCAAGCAAUAAUUCGUUAGAUGAAAAUGGAACCUCCCAUGUGCAGAGAAACAACUCGGAUUUAAGGACAAAGAAAACAUGCACAGACAGGCCACAGAAAUCGUUAGCAUCUGACAGUUUCAAAGACUACGAUGGCGUUAAAUUCCAGUGCGGUGGAUCAAGACCAAAUUCAGACCACAACUGCAAUGGUGGUACGCAAGUGAAUGUAACAUGCAUUGUGAAUGUUUGCAAUUCUGAGCAUAACUCUGCAUAUACAGCACAGCCGAAUCAUAAUGGUGGCACAGAGUCACACGACCAGACAAGGCCUUCCACAUCUUUUGUACCCGAUGAUGACAUUCCACUUUCAAGUGAAGAACAGUCUCAAACUCCUGAAGAUGUCCACUACCCAACUGAAGAAGAAGAUAAAUGUUUACAUAAGUUACAUCGACAAAAUGGAAAAGAAUGUCACAUUAGUGUUCAAGACACAGAAAUGCAAAUUCUUUGAUACAGCAGCUAUUUUAUCAACGCUUAGGUCCUUGCAUUGCUGGACAAGAGCAUUUAAGAGAAGUUUACAGUUUACAGCACUGGAUUAUAAAUUGAUGUGUUAUUGUUGUUGUUGUUGUUGUGUCUUUCGGCUUUUCCCGGUCAGGGGUCGCCACAGCGGAACUCCGGUCCGCUAAUGAUUGGCAGUAGAUGUGUUAUUGUACAGAUGUAAUAUUUAAAUUAUUGCACCAUCUACUGGCAAAUUUGUAAAAGAUGAAGGGGAAUUCAAGCAGAAUGAAAAAAGUUGUUCAAGGAGUCCUUUGAUUAGGAUUUCAUAAAGACAUUGUAUUUUGUAUUCUUCAGUUUUUAUUACUACUUUUAAACUGGUUCAUUGUGGUAUCUAUGGCCAUGUCAUUUAUUACUUACUUGUUUCAAUGGAAGUUAGUCACUCCUUGGGGCUCACUAAAAUAGGCACUGCUAUAUUUGCCAAAUUCAGGUUGGUCAGUUAGCAUGAUGGGGAGAAAAUCUGAUUCACAGACAGUAAUGACUGUAAUGAAAACCUCAUUACUGUCUUACAGUGGAAAUAAACACUGCACCUUCAUACCAGACUGAGAAAGGGUUUUCCUUAAUAGCUCAUUUAUUACACUAGCAACGGCACCUCCUUCCCUUACAAGCAUACACAUUCAGACACCGAUGAUUGUGCAUGAGUGCACACACAUACACACACAUACACACACACACACACACACACACACACACACACACACACACACACACACACACACACAUGCAUAUCCACUCAUCUACAAAUAAGCCCCCACACUUACUCACACUCAUAGAAACACUCAUCCAUUUACCUGCACAAGCUUCAUCACAUACACGGACAUGCACAGACCCGCAGACACAGAUGCAGACACACAGAC
This is a messenger RNA of Protopterus annectens (West African lungfish), 2645 nucleotides long. It is a transcript of the gene TNFRSF1B, whose product is annotated as TNF receptor superfamily member 1B. Gene Ontology annotation, biological process: positive regulation of membrane protein ectodomain proteolysis; regulation of T cell cytokine production; positive regulation of myelination. The record is from RefSeq and is a predicted model, not a curated record. Bases 269 to 1744 code for a protein of 491 amino acids. The transcript is spliced from 10 exons. Gene Ontology annotation, molecular function: tumor necrosis factor binding; tumor necrosis factor receptor activity. NCBI's taxonomy places the organism in Eukaryota, Metazoa, Chordata, Ceratodontiformes, Protopteridae.